Messenger RNA from Cladophialophora psammophila CBS 110553, 537 nucleotides. RefSeq names its product carbonate dehydratase. NCBI's taxonomy places the organism in Eukaryota, Fungi, Ascomycota, Eurotiomycetes, Chaetothyriales, Herpotrichiellaceae. The record is from RefSeq and is a predicted model, not a curated record. The transcript is spliced from 4 exons. Bases 1 to 537 code for a protein of 178 amino acids. Gene Ontology annotation, molecular function: carbonate dehydratase activity; zinc ion binding.
AUGGAAAGCAGACCUCUUGCUCAGUUUCUCGAAAGUAAUGCUAAGUUCGCCGCAAAUUAUGCGCAGCCUCUGUCCCUGAUGAAGAUGCGCGAGAUGUGGGCACGGAAAGGCUCCAAAGGGACGGUCAUCCUAUCUUGCAGCGAUCCAAGAGUCAUCCCUGAGCAAUUCAUGGCUCUGGGGCCUGAGAGACCGGCGGCCGUCAUCCGAAACGCAGGUGGAAGAGCGAUGGAUGCGAUGCGAUCAGUACAAGUGCUGAACACCAUCACUCCACUCGGACUGAUCAUAGUCGUCCAUCACACUGAUUGCGGUACGACUCAUGUUCCAGACAGUGAAGUUCAGGCAAAAAUAAAGCAGAUGUCUUCGCUUCCUCCCGAGACUGUUGACACUUUGGAAUUUGGGGAGAUCAAGGACUUAGAAGCUAGUAUCCGGGAAGAUGUGGCUCUGAUCAAGAGCGAUCCCCUAUACGGGGGCCAUGCACCGCAGGUGGUUGGAUUGCUUUACGAAAUUGAAUCUGGCAAGCUGAGACAGGUGGAAUGA